AUGCCCCCGCGGCCGGAGACGGCCGCUUCUGCACCACUCGGGCACUGGUGCUGUCCUUGCACUGGCACGGCCGCGCCGUCCCCCUUUACCGACUACCGUCACGGGAGUAACUCGCCUGACACUGGCGCCCAGGCUGUUUGCGCCGGCGUAAGUGCCUUUUAUGAUGGUGCAACGCCCCUCGGGCCUCCUAAGCACCCAAGCUCAGGAAUGGGCUUACCCGCUACUACUCCCAAGGACUGUGAUGCUUAUCAUUUUUCAGUGAUGGAAUAUACGUUUGACGGCCACUCUGUCAAUGCAGAAGUUGAUCCGACACACUAUUCCGAGUUGAAUAGUGUUACUUGUGAACAUUGUCAUUGGAAUGAGCAUAAUAAAACGGUUUCUGGACUUGAAGACUGCGGACGUUACAACAUGCUUGCACAUUUUCUUCAUGGGUGUAACAAGUCACUACCCAUUCAUGUCCCCCCUGGUGCACAAAAUACAAAUUGCGCUGGAAACAGUGAGUCAAAUGGAGGCAGUACUUGUGAAAUCCUGUCUUUAUCACCCAACAAAAAUUAUAUCUGCAAAUCAGAAAUAAUUUUUGAAAACAAGAAAGUGAACAGCAAAACUGUUCACAUAAAGACAGACUUUGGAGUGCCGGAACCAGUUGAAAAUGUAACAUACAAAGAACGUUCAAGAAAUAUUUCAAUCCACUGGCAGAAGCCAAGGAAUGAAUCGAAUGGUCCUAUUCAUGGCUACAUGGUCCGUAUCAGUUCUAUAACUUUGAAAACAGUGGAAACAGAUGUUUCCUCAAACACCAGUCACUUCUGGGAUGAACUGACGCCUUUCACAAAUUAUACUGUUUCUGUAUGGGCAUAUACUUUGAAGAGCCAAAAUCACAAAAUCGCUGGGAAGCAAUAUCCCCUACACAUUUCAACAAAUUCUGAAAAACCAUCAGUUCUGGAAGAUCCACAAGCUUUCAUACGAGGGAAAAAUAAUGAGGUUCGGAUUACAUGUAAAGGCCCAAACAUGAUUAAUGGACCCAACAUAACAUACACAGUGCAGUGGGAUGGUGAGAAGAAGGAAAAUAACUCAUGCGUCUUUGAUUUAAACCUUUCCUUCCUGACAACAUAUGUCUUUGAAGUACAUGACUCUGACGCCCUGAUUAUAUUUUUGGCAUUCCUUAUUAUUGUGACAACAGCGGCCUUAAUCAUUGUUCUGUAUAAAAUCUACGACCUUAACAAACAGAAAUCAAGAGAUCCAGAUGAAUCUGUGAUGCUUGUUCUUCCAGAUGAUGAAAAGCUACUGAUGAAUAUAGAGCCAAUUCCUGCAGAGUUGUUAUGGGAAAGCUAUAAGAGAAAGAUAGCAGAUGAAGGAAGGCUUUUCCUGGAUGAAUUUCAGAGCAUCCCCAGAGUUUUCAAUAAAUUCCCUAUAAGAGAUGCACGCAAACCUUACAAUCAGAACAAAAACCGUUAUGUUGAUAUCCUCCCUUAUGACCAUAACCGUGUGGAACUCUCUUCGAUCAUCGGUGAUCCAGGUUCCGACUACAUAAAUGCCAGCCAUAUUGAUGGUUUCAAAGAACCGAGAAAAUACAUUGCUGCCCAAGGUCCCAAAGAUGAGACAAUGGAUGAUUUCUGGAGAAUGAUCUGGGAGCAAAAGGCAACAAUUGUUGUCAUGGUGACUCGCUGUGAAGAAGGAAACAGGAACAAAUGUGCCAAAUACUGGCCUUCCAUGGAUGAGGAGACUGCCUCUUAUGGGGACAUCAUUGUGAAGAUAAGUGAUUGCAAAGUGUGUCCUGACUACAUUAUUCAGAAGCUGCAUAUCACAAAUAGAAGAGAAAAAACAGCUGCAAGAGAUGUGACCCACAUUCAAUUUACAAGCUGGCCUGACCAUGGAGUGCCUGAUGAUCCACAUCUCCUUCUCAAGCUACGGCGCCGAGUUAAUGCUUUAAGCAAUUUUUUCAGUGGCCCAAUAGUGGUUCAUUGCAGUGCUGGUGUUGGGCGCACGGGAACCUACAUUGGAAUUGAUGCCAUGCUGGAGGGACUGGACACUGAAGGAAGAGUGGACAUUUAUGGCUAUGUUGUAAAGUUACGACGGCAGAGAUGCCUCAUGGUUCAAGUGGAGACACAGUACAUCUUGAUCCAUCAAGCUUUGGUUGAGUACGUCCAAUAUGGUGAGACAGAAGUCAGCAUCCAAGAACUGCACAACUACCUUAAUAACUUGAAGAAAAGUUAUCCUGUCAAUGACCCUUCCCUUUUGGAAGCCGAAUUCCAGAGGCUGCCUUCAUAUAAGAACUGGCAGACACAGAGAGCUGGCAGCAGAGAGGAAAAUAAAAGUAAAAACCGGAGUUCAGUUAUUCCAUAUGACUAUAACAGAGUAUUAUUCAAACGUGAAGAGGAGGGUAAGAGAGACAGUGAACUGGAUUCCAAUGACUCCUCAGAUGAGGAAAGUGACUGUGAGGAGUCCGACAAAUAUAUCAAUGCUUCCUACAUAAGUGGCUAUUGGCUUCAAAAUGCAAUGAUAGCAACACAAGGGCCACUUCAGAAAACCAUUAGCGACUUCUGGUCCAUGAUUUACCAGAGAAAAGUCAAAGUUAUCAUUAUGUUGACUGAGCUGAAAGAUGGCACUGAGGAACUAUGUGCACAGUAUUGGGGGCAAGGAAAAGAGACCUAUGAUAAUCUCACUGUUGAACUGAAAGAUACCAACUGUUCUUCCAGCUAUACCAUUCGUACCUUUGAUCUAACACAUGUGAAGAGGAAAGAAACCCGAGAAGUGUUUCAAUAUCAGUAUCACAAAUGGAAAGCUUUUAGUCACCCUGAAUCUCCCCAAGACUUAGUUACCAUGAUUCAAAGUCUCAAACAGAAGCUUCCAGCACCACCUAUAUCAGCUGAAGCAAAUGUGUACAACAAGAAUGUUCCACUUGUUGUUCACUGCUGUGAUGGUUCCCAGCAAACAGGAAUAUUGUGUGCCUUGCUGAAUCUCUUGGAUAGCGCAGAGACGGAAGGUGUAAUAGAUGUUUUCCAAGUUGUGAAAUCUCUUCGUAAAUCCAGGCCGGGAAUGGUGUCCACUUUUGAAGAUUACCAGUUCCUUUAUGAUGCAGUUGCUAGGGUAUAUCCUGCCCAAAAUGGACAGCUGCAAACAAGAAAAUCCCAAGAACACGAAAUCAAUAUUCAUAAUGAUUCAGAGGAAGGAGAGGAGGCUAACUCUAGUUCAAAGGAUGUCUGUAUUCUGGUUCAAGAAAGUGAGAAAGAUGUGAACAUGGAGGAACAUUCCAAAAUCCCAGCUGGCUCCAGGGAAGCCGAAACAGCUCUGAAUGGACCCAACCAUUCCGGUUUUAACUGA
This is a messenger RNA of Euleptes europaea (tarantolino), 3318 nucleotides long. It is a transcript of the gene PTPRC, whose product is annotated as protein tyrosine phosphatase receptor type C. Gene Ontology annotation, molecular function: protein tyrosine phosphatase activity; protein binding. The coding region runs from base 1 to 3318 and encodes 1105 amino acids. The transcript is spliced from 25 exons. Gene Ontology annotation, biological process: positive regulation of peptidyl-tyrosine phosphorylation; negative regulation of protein kinase activity; protein dephosphorylation. NCBI's taxonomy places the organism in Eukaryota, Metazoa, Chordata, Lepidosauria, Squamata, Sphaerodactylidae. The record is from RefSeq and is a predicted model, not a curated record.